AUGCGGCUCGGAAUGUCGAUUCGGGUGGCCAGCCCCAACAUCGAGCCGCAUUCCAUAUUUGCACGUUGCUGCUGCAUGCUUUCGCCUCCCGUGCGCUUCACGCUGCCUCUAGUGCAGCCCCCACUUGUUACACAGCGGCAGGAGCAGCAGCACCGGGAGGAAGGAGGGAAAGAGGAGGUUUGGCUGUCAGCUUUCUCUGCUCUUCCACACGCCGGAACAUCAGCGAAGCAAGUGGAGGCCACCCUUGAUUCUACCUUUGCUCCUAGAUACGGCCCAGAUGGCGCUCUGCGUGGUGCUAGUCAGUUGGAGUGCAUGGGAGGGCGACAUGUGGAGAGGAGCCGCAGCCGUGGUGGUAGUGACCCUGAGUAUGCUCUGCGUGGCAGUAGCACCAACCCCAGUAGUGUCAUGAGCAACGGGAUCCACAAUAGCAAUGUGAUGGUGGGAGCGCGUGGCACCAACAGUAGCCUUUUCAGCAGCACUGCCACCAACUCAGCGAGCGAUGCAGGAAGGAAGAGGAAAAGCCCAGACCGCCCCACAGACCGCGCUACAGCCGCUCACAUGCAGCAGCAGCACGCCAGGCAGACCCCAAGUGAGUGCUACAGCCGGAGUGUGCUGGGGUCCACCAGUGCCUCGUAUGUGCAGCCGAACCCCGACACCGCCAUAGGCGCUCAUUCAGGGAUGUCUGUCCCAGCCAGUGCUGCCAUAGGGGCGUCUAUCAUGGGCCCUGCCAUAGUUGACCCGCAUAUCCUGGUGCCAGAGGUGAGGGAGGUGAGGGUCACCCCCUGUGAUGUGCCGGCGCAAGUGGGCGGGGUGAGAAACGAGAGUGAGAGCAACGGCCGCGAAGGCGACGCGCACGACGAGUGUGGCACGGACGACGAGUGGCUGCCUCGGUGCCAAGGCAUUUGGAGUGGUUCGGCGCCGAACCAGAGGAUCAAGAGCCGGACCAUGGUGGAGCGGGGGAGGAGGGAGAGGAUCAGUGAGGGGCUGCAGAGGCUGAGGGCGAAGGUGCGGGGGCGAGGGGACACGUGUGCGAUGUUGGAUAGAUCAGUGGGGUAUGUAGAUGCACUAGAGCGGAGAGUGGAGGAGUUAGAGAGGGUUGUGAUGGUGACUGCUGGGUCUGGGAGGAACGUUUUUCCCGGCAAUGCGUUUGCAGGUGGUGGUGCUUUUGCCAGUCGCGGUUUUGCCGAUUCUUCUGAACUGGAUAUUUAA
This is a messenger RNA of Closterium sp. NIES-65, 1209 nucleotides long. The record is from the annotation of a GenBank genome assembly. NCBI's taxonomy places the organism in Eukaryota, Viridiplantae, Streptophyta, Zygnematophyceae, Desmidiales, Closteriaceae.